Hylaeus anthracinus is the source of this 1695-nucleotide messenger RNA. Its product is annotated as axoneme-associated protein mst101(2)-like. The record is from RefSeq and is a predicted model, not a curated record. NCBI's taxonomy places the organism in Eukaryota, Metazoa, Arthropoda, Insecta, Hymenoptera, Colletidae. Bases 16 to 1566 code for a protein of 516 amino acids. The transcript has 9 exons.
UGUGUGAUCUUGAUCAUGGCCACAGUAGUGCAAUGCAACGCGUCUGCAAUUGCUGAAAAGCCAAAUGAAACAACAAGGAAGCCAUCGGAGCACGUCAAAAUGGCUGAGAACACUGCGGAAUCGUGUCGAAAAAAUUCUCAGCACUGCUGCGUGACUCCCUCCGCGCAGAAAGAAGAAAGUCAGACAACGAAAUCAGAAUUGUUUAUUACUGUUGCGAAGGAUGCAAAAAAGCAGAGGGUACAGGAGCUUCUGGAGAAAGAAAGACAAGCUGAAGAGGAAAGGGAGAAGUUCGUCAAGGAUAGUCUCGAAAGAAGAGCAGCCGAGAGAGCGGAAGUCAUAAACCAAGCGAAGAAAUUAAUUCUUUAUAAGAAACCUAUGUGCAGACGAAUCAAUCAGGCUCUGCUUACCUCAGAGUGCUUGAGGGAGCUGGACGCUCAAAUGAAAUUCAGAGAAACUCUGAAAGACAUCGAUAAAGACGAAGAAACGAGCUACGUGAGUUCGAUGAAAGCCGACGUCGCGAAAUACGAGGAAGAGAAGAAACGAACAACGGAAGAACAAAUCCAGAAACAGAUGAAAUAUGCCACGUUGCUGAAGAGACAAAUGGAAGAAAAUGAGAAGAAUACGAAAGGGAAGGAAAGGGAAGAAUUCGAAGCUGAAAGAGAAAGUCAUAUAUUUGCGAAUAAAUAUUUGCAGGAUGCCAAGGCACAUGAGGAGAAGGAACUCCUAAACAAGAAGCAUCGUUUGAAACAAUUAUUCGAAGAAGCAAUCGCGGAAAAGAGACGAUUCGAGGUUAAACAGAAGUGCGAGGAGGAGUUCGAAGACCGGGCUAUCGAAGUAUACCAAAGCGCCAAAGAGAGGAUAAAACAGAUGCACAAGAAAGUGAUGUCGCAGCGAAAAGAGGACAUCGAGAACAGAGCGCGGCUCAUAAGUGAGAGACAUCGCGAGUUGAUGCAGUCGUCGAAAGCGAUAGAGGAUGAAAUACUCGAGAGGGCUCUAGCGGAGAAAGAAGCUCGUCGCAUAGAACAAGAAGAAGCUCGAAGGGAACGCGAGAUGAAGAUGAGAAAGGAGCUGCGAGACUUCCGUAAAGAAACUGUGGAGAAAAAAUCGAGAGAAGUUGAAGAAGAGAAGGAUUGGAAGCUGUGGGAAAUGGCGCUGAGAUUCAAGAAGGCGGAGUCUGAUAAACUAAUGGAUAUCGAAGACAGAGAGCGAGAGUGGAACGACAAGAUGGAAUACAAAGAUUCCCUCAGAAGGUCCAUUAUGGAAAGAGAGGCCCAGCUGAACGAGGAAAAAUAUUUCGAAGCGAAAGAAGCUGCAUACAUGAAAGAAAUUAUCGAGAAAGAAAACAAAAGAGUUCUCGAUUACGCGGAGGAAGUUAUCAAUGAAUCCACUGGAGUGAGACCGCUGUAUCCCAUUCUUAAAGCACUGAAGGAAUGCAAGAAGGAGAUGAAUCUCUUACCACUUCGGAAGAAGGAAGAAAUAAUAGACACCAAGCCUUCGACGAGACGAAGACGUCCUCGUGUUUGCACAAAGAUUGUUCCAGAAGAGCAAAUCUGUUAUUUAAAGUAGAACAAACUAACAGAACACAAAAAUAACAUUUUAUCUGUACAUCUUGUACUUUUAUAUUUAACUUUACUCUCAUUUGAUACUCGUAAUAUUAACUCUUGUAAUUUAAAUAUAAAAUACAUAAAACCACUA